UUUAAAAUUGGAGGCUAUUCCGGAAACUGGGUUUGUGUGACAAGAUGUGCUGUCACGCAAUGAAUUCUGCGCAUUUUGUGGUGCGUCAGAAAAGACAAAAGUGUCCCAUGAUAAUCACAAGACACACGGAAAGCGAGUAAAUUAUAUCAAAAGCUUGGAAAUCCCGGUUGUAGGACGAAAUAUCGGUUGAGACAUGACUCGGUCGUUAUCACGUGUAAAAUUCUGGUUAUUGGUUUUGUACGUGCCCCAUGUGUUACACACAGUCCACAGUGCAGGAGGAUCGAAGCUACCGAACAUUUUGUUUUUGCUUGCUGAUGAUUUUGGCUGGUACGAUGUCGGUUAUCAUAACCCCAAAAUACAAACUCCCAACAUCGAUAAGCUGGCUAAGAGUGGAGUUAUACUUGACAGUUAUUACGUGCAGCCAAUAUGUACACCGACACGGGGAGCAUUGAUGACUGGAAGGUAUCCAAUACACACAGGUCUGCAACAUGAUGUUAUUCAUCCGGAAAACCCCUAUGGAUUGCCCCUGGACUUCGACUUGUUGCCACAGAAACUGAAACAGGCUGGCUAUGCCACUCAUUUGGUUGGCAAGUGGCAUCUUGGUUUCUACAAAUGGCCUUAUGUUCCAACCAAACGAGGUUUUGACUCCGCUUAUGGAUUCUGGGACGGUUCUGAAGAUCAUUUUGACCAUAGUCGCUUGGGAAUUGUUGACUUUCGUGACAAUUUGGAUGUAGUAAAGAAUUUGAACGGCACCUACGCCACAAACGCUUACGUCUCUCAAGUGAAAAAGGUGUUACAGGAUCACAAUUCAUCGCAACCGUUAUUCAUGUACAUGGCCUUCCAAAAUGUUCACGCACCUAUCCAGGCUCCAGAGAAGUACAUAGAGAAGUACGAAUUUAUAGAAAAUAGAAUGAGGAGAGUUCACGCUGCUAUGGCAGAUAUCAUGGAUGAGGCUGUGGGCAACAUAACAGAAGCUUUUAAAGAAGCAGGAUUGUGGGAGAAUACCCUUCUUAUAUUCAGCACUGACAACGGAGGUUUACCAUUUUAUGGAGGUUACAAUUGGCCUCUUCGAGGAGAAAAAAUGACGCUCUGGGAGGGAGGGGUAAGAGGAGUUGGAUUUGUUCACGGAAAUAAGCUAGCGAGGAAGGGAGUUACGUGUAAUGAAUUAUUGCAUGUGACGGACUGGUACCCAACAAUUCUUGGAUUGGCCGGUGUGACAUCAGUAGACAAAAGUCCUAUUCCACUGGACGGCCAUGACGUAUGGGACACGAUUUCGAUGGGGAAGCCUUCUCCACGCACUGAGAUAUUACUAAACAUUGAUCAACCUGGCUCAGUUCCUCCAGGGCCUGGUGUCCUGGGUGGUUAUACGGGGAUCGCACUCAGGACCGGUGAUAUGAAGUUGCUGAUGAAUGUGCCUAAUGUCACGUGGUUUAAACCGCCAGAGAUUGGUGGAAAAGUGGAAAAAGAAAUACCUCUAGACGCGGUGUUUGAAAACCCAGACAUGGUGACGGUUGACAAAGUAGACAUCGCCUUAUAUAACAUUUCUAAAGACCCAGAAGAACGAGUUGACCUUAGCAAAAAAUUCCCAGAUAUUGUGAAGGAGAUGCAGAUGAGGGUCAAGUACUUCGUGAAUUCGUCAGUAAAACCGUUAUACCAGAAAAACGAUCCCGAAGCCUUGAAAACCGCUCAGGAAAAGGGUGCAUGGGGCCCCUGGAGAGACUAAAAUCAUACAAGUUGUACUUUCAAUCGCACAACAGAAUUAGUUUGAUAAUCAGCUCUGUAUAAUGUCCGAUGAAAUAGUUAAAUUCUUCACUUGAAUGAUCCUGUUCUUGUCUAAUCUUUUUGAUAUUGGAACAUAGAAUAACAAUCAUGCGGGUCCACUCCCGUGGACCUGUGCUUGAGUGUGCCAGGAAGUGACUAGGUAGUCACGUGACGUACCAUAAAAGAUUGCAUAUUUUGUGGACGCGAAUUACUUCAUGUUCACCUGAUUCGGAAAAUAAUGUCAUUUAUGUCCUGAUUCACUUACUAAGUGGUCUAUCUUACACGUUUUACAUAUUAUUAAAGCUUGUUUGAGAGUUUGUGUAAC
Molecule: messenger RNA, 2086 nt
Organism: Pocillopora damicornis (cauliflower coral)
Lineage: Eukaryota; Metazoa; Cnidaria; Anthozoa; Scleractinia; Pocilloporidae
Product: arylsulfatase B
Molecular function (GO): sulfuric ester hydrolase activity
Source: RefSeq, a predicted model, not a curated record